Strongylocentrotus purpuratus (purple sea urchin) is the source of this 1302-nucleotide messenger RNA. RefSeq lists its product as uncharacterized. NCBI's taxonomy places the organism in Eukaryota, Metazoa, Echinodermata, Echinoidea, Camarodonta, Strongylocentrotidae. The transcript is spliced from 2 exons. The record is from RefSeq and is a predicted model, not a curated record. Bases 681 to 1142 code for a protein of 153 amino acids.
GUGCGUAUCGAUCUCGAUAUGUGUUUGUUGGAGCAGACGACAUCACGCACAAACCAUCUGCUCACAUCUGAUGGCGGGAAAAUUUACUCUCGUCCAAUAAAGACUUUCCUACCUCAACCACCGCGCAGACGACAGUGACCAUGGAUUAGACAAAGGCGGGAAUUCUUCUAGUGUUACUUUUUUUUCUCGAGAAUCUUCCACUUAUAAUAUUCUUAACCCAGACGGUCGUGUUCUCAAUUCAUGACUGACCAAGCAUUGGGUAUUAACGAAGUCAUUUCCGCAGACAUCGAUUCCAUUCUAAAUGCAUGUUUCAGCUUCGGAGAUCGAAUGCAACGAAUCCUCAGCAAGAAACUGGUAGAUCUUCACUUAAUUCUUCUCGGCUGCUCUUUGUGGGUGACCAAUCUUUAUCAAAGGAAGCUAAUUAAGGAAGAAGAUAGUGUUAUUGCGGGAUAAGAGACAAGUUUGCGUCAUUGUUGUUCGCACAUUUAAAUGGGUGGUGGAGAUGCAAGGCAAUAGUAAUUGCCCUAGUUGGUUUUUGAAAUCUUCAUUCGCCGACUGAUCUUCGCGUAGACUUGUGACUCUCUAAGCAAAUGAACUUUAAAGUAUAAUAGUUGGAUAUCUCGAAGCUGUUCCUAUAUGGUUAAAAACUGUUUGACUCGAUUAACCAUUUUUUCUUAGGAAUGGUUGGACAGAAAUCGGUCGCAUUGUUGUCUCUUCUUGUUCUGCUGAUGCUGGUCUCGGGGGAGGAGGAGCUAAUCCGGGUUAAACGUCUUCACAAUGACGAUCCAGCACUCAGCAGCAAAGUCAUCAUUCAACCUCCAGCCGGAGACCAAAAUAAAGUACAACCUGAUAAAGGACAAACCCUCCCCAUCUCAGUAGCCCUUGCCGAUGAUGAGCCGUUUCCAAAAAUAUCGCUCGACACGAAAGGCGGUUCAACGACGACACGAAAUCCUUUGAAACCCCUAUCGUCGAACACGGCUGUUGGACGGAUAAAGAAGAGGAUCAAGAGGAUGGCAGAGGAAGCAAGCCUUCUCAAACGGGGCAUCACCCAUCUCCUUGGAAGAGAUGCUGAGACGGUGAUUGAUGGGGAAAGGUUGAAGCGUGAGAAGAGGCCGGUGAUGAACGGUCAUCACACGAGGUGAUUGGAGAUAGUACUUAGAAGUGAUAAUAUUUGCAAGCAUUUCCAAACAAUUUAAUUGAUGACGUGUCAUGAUCCGGUAAGAAAUACGUGAAGAAGAACAAUGUAAACAGUGUGUGGGACCAUCAUCAUGGGGAGGAGAAGCAAAUAAGCUAUAAUAAGCU